AUCCAGUGCUUACUAGAACAUGCUGAAACUUAAGGGGAAGUCCUGUGUUUGUAAUUAUGUCCUUCCACGUUUUGGACGGAGCAGUGUAUGACAUCAUGACAGUUAAAAGUGAAGGGAGCUGGUGGGUAGGAAUGGAGGGCUGAGAGUAGUGCCAGCAGGGAUUGGAAAGGGCAGGGAGUAGCCAAGUCUGCAGCCGCUGGCAAGGCCCAGAUCAUGCUCCACUCAUGAGGGCAGGGGAGGAAUCAGUGGAAGUGUCAGACGCGUACUUCCAGGUCUCAUGUUGUUCUCCAGUCAUUAGUGUCCAAGGUUGUUGAGAUGUUAGGAGAACACCUGCCGUCAACACACUUACACUUGUAAUAAUGACAGCAGAGCCUCAGACUUCUGUCACACUCUAUAAUUUUCAAAGUGCCCUCGUAGACCUUGGCUCAUUUGAUGUCUUCCAGCUGCCAGCACAUGACAACCUGUUGGCCAGCAGACACUAGGUUAGUGGUUCCUAGGAGUCUGGCCUGGGCACCUGAUGCCAAGUCUGAGCUUUCCCUGCAUGCAGCUUGCCAGAGCCAGGCCAGAGGCAGGCCUCGGUUUUUGUGGAGUGCCAGAGGCUACAACUCUGGGCAGCACCCUGGCCUUGUGGUGGAACUCUGCAGCAUGUCCCCAGAGCCCUGAUGUCAGAAGAAAAGGGAAUGCUGAUUGAGUGUGUGAGUGAAUUCACCCCUUGUACAUGUGUGUGAGUGUGCCCACAUACACACACACCUAAGCAAAUUAUUCAGCAUUAAUUUUGCUAGAUGGUGCCUUCCGCUCAUCUUUUGUUCUCCCUCCUGACCCUGCCACCCUGUAUACCCAAGGACCAUUGUCAGAAAAAUUAUCCCAAACUUGGAAAUAGACCAGACAGAUUAUUUCAGUCCAGUGCUUGCACCUUUGAUUGACUAGCCCGUUUUACUAUUCUGUAGGAAUGGCAAUUAGCCUGUAGAUUUUUGUCUAUUAGGAUGUAAGGAAUUCCUGUCUGGGAAGAGCUAACCUCAAAGGUUAUGGUUUAUCGUCUUAUAGGAUGUGACCUAUUUGGUAUCUAAUCCAGCAAUCUUAUUCUUACCUUUUCCUAGUAAAUCACUUGAAAUAUCCAGCUCUUCAAGUGCAAAGAAUCAUUUUUCUCAGCUUACUGGUUGCCGCAUUAAUUGAUGAGUUGCAGUUGAAUAAACCCCGGAUAGGUGUUUAUUUUAUAUUUGCAUUAGGGUUAUGAUUUUACCUUUCUGAAUAUUAUAAAUUAAUACUCUUAUUCAUAAACACAUUUUCCUUUUAUUUCUUUUCAAGCUAUAUCCUAUGACAGUAUAGAGCUGGGUCGUCCAAUGUGGUAGCCACCAGCCUUAUGUAACUAAUGAGCACUUGAAAUGUAGCUGGUCUGAAUCGAGGUGUUGUAUGAGUAUAUGCCAGAUUUCAAAUACUUAGUAGAAAAAAAGAGUGUAAAAUAUCUCACUAAUAAUUUUUAUAAUGAUUACUUGUUAAAAUGAUGCUAAUUUGAACAUAUUAGAUUAAAUAUUACAUAUUCAAAAUCAAUUCACCUGUUUAUUCUUUUUAAAUGUAUCUCCUAGAAUAUUUGAAAUGACACUUGUGGCUUGCAUCACUUUUCUGUUUGAUGUCACCAGUGUGGAGCCUUAAGCCUUAACGUAUUACCUAUCCUGGGGUAUUUGUAGCUGAAGGAAUGGUUUUUAUCUUAAAGCUAAAAUGCAUCUUGAGUUGUAAUAUUUCUGAUGGAAGAGAGAAUUUGAGAGACAAAUCAAGCAAGUAAUAAGCCGUGUGCUCCUCAGGCUAGUCCUACUCAGCGUGUAAGUCAGAUGUGGAGUGAGAUUAUGGUGGGAUUCAGUGAGUGAGUAGCUCUCUCUUUUCCUUCUCUGCCGUCGUGGUGUGUGCUUUACUCCGUUUCUUGACAUGUCUUCUCACAAGACUUUCAGGAUUAAGCGAUUCCUGGCCAAGAAGCAAAAGCAAAAUCAUCCCAUUCCCCAGUGGAUUCGGAUGAAAACUGGUAAUAAAAUCAGGUACAACUCCAAAAGGAGACAUUGGAGAAGAACCAAGCUGGGUCUGUAAGAAAUUCCACAUGCGAUGGCACACAUAUUUAUGCUGUCUGAAGGUCACAAUCGUGUUACCAAAUCAAGCUGAAAAAUGUCACUGCUAUCUGGAGAAGUUUGAACAGUUUCCUCUCUGGAUCUGUUAUGAAGGUGUUAGUAUGACCUACAGUGCUUCCAUUACUCAUGUUAAAAAAAAAAAAGAAGAAGAAGGCUUUGGUUGCCUGGGUUCAGUAAUAAAUAUGUGAGACCUUUCAAUUCUGAAAAAAAAAAAUGAGUGAAUAUAUAGCAAGUGCUUAAAAUCAUGUUGUUGUCAUAGUUAUCUGGACUUUUGGGGUUUGUGUUUGCCUUUUGGGAGUUUUCAAGCUCAUGAAUCAAAACAUGGUUUUCCUCUUGCCCUUUUAGGGCAAUGUAACAAUGUAACAAUUCUUUCCUAGUGCUUCUGAGUCACACACCAUCCAACAGAAGUGGGGGUUAAGGCACAGAGAAGUGUCUUUGCUCUCCCAAAGCUGUCUAGAAUACUACUCAAAAACCCAGAAACCUAGGCAGCAGCCUGCUGUGCUGAUAUAGGUGCCAGUAACACCCUCACCAGUCAACCAGGCAACAUCUGACUAUUUCCAGAAUUUGAAGAUUUGUUCGUAAGCACAGGGGUACCAAGCUGAGUGGACCAAUGUGUGGAUGUUUGAACUGCUGCUUAUUAUUUAGGCCACCUAAAACGUCUGCAGAAGGAUCACACAAAGCUCUUUUAAAACUUGGAAAAUUUAACUGGAAAUCCUGUUAGCAUCUUGCUAUUGUGAGUUUUCAGCUCCCAGGUUUUCUGGCUCCCAAGAGUAAUAUUUGAUUCUGACUCGGAAUGUUGAACAAAACAAGCCAAUGGAUCCAGAACGUGGCAUCUGCCUUCCAUUUUUCAAAUUCAUAAGAGAAUCUCUCCCUCCUGUCACAUGAAUAGAGCAGCAGCUGCUGACUCAAGAGCACCGGGAAAAGGGUGAUUGUCUUUCACUUGGCAUAGACACCCCUGAGGACAAGACUACUGAGUUAAUAAUCGAUUUCACUCCCCUGCAGGCUCUUCCCUGCCCACAGCUCAUUCGUGAGGGCAGGAGGAAGGGCGGGCACUCUGGACUCAUUUACAGUCCCUGUUUUCUUGAAUAAUUCUGAGCUAGGAGGACAGAAGGCAGCAAACGGAGUCAGUGAGACAGCUGAAAUGACGCCUGAGUGUCGCUUCACUUAGACGUCAAAUAUCCUCCCUAAACGCCAGGCCGCUCUGUGUCUGUGGCUGCCCUGAAACCCUCCUCCCACCCUGCUCUGGCCUAGCCUGAAUGCUGACUCGGCCUGUGACCCGUGUUCUCUUUUCUU
Molecule: messenger RNA, 3407 nt
Organism: Callithrix jacchus (white-tufted-ear marmoset)
Lineage: Eukaryota; Metazoa; Chordata; Mammalia; Primates; Cebidae
Source: RefSeq, a predicted model, not a curated record